UAAAUUCCACUUUUGCUUAGAACAUAUUUAUAAAGCAUAGCUACAGAUAAUAUAGAUAACGCAUCUCACGUCAGAUCUUAUCCGAAACUGAAUAUCUUCAUACAAUGUUAGUAAUCUGGGAGAGGCAGAAAUGUUCUUCAAUGUUCUAUUACUGGUGUUAAGUUUACAUUUAUGUGCCGGACAAACAAUUUUAUUUGGAGCAUGCGAAAACGUGGAAACGAUGAAAUAUUUUGAAUUAGAACGAUUUCUAGGUAAGUGGUAUGAGAUAGAACGAAUACCAUCUUGGUAUGACGACGACGCGAUGUGUUCCUACAAGAUAAUACAACGAUGUGGUAGAAGAAUCGAGUUUCAGCAUGGUUUUGUUAAGGAUAGUAUACAAUAUAUAUUGCACGUGAACAGCACAUACACGCCCGGAGCUGAGGCCGUGUUUGAUAUUCAGAAAAAUAAUAUAGAUCCAUUCGGAAUCCCGCUGUCCAUAAUAACGACUGAUUACACAAACUAUGCAAUCAUGUAUGGAUGUAAAGUAAAUCCUGAACUAAAUUUGAAGUAUGUUCUCGCUUGGGUGUUAUCAAGAAACAAGACAUUGUCAUCAAAACUAUUAGACGAAGCUCAUCAAAGGUUAAUGACGAUACCAUCAACAAGCCUCGCAUACUUCCAUCCGGUCAGCCACAGUGAAAAACUUUGCGACCACAUGUGGUCAGCCCAUGUCCACGCACAUCAUCAUGAAGCAGACAAUGAUUCACUCGCUGAAACUUGAAACUCAUUUCAAACAAAAAUAUAUAUUUUUUGUUCAAUCACAGCUACUUCUAAGUACAACUAACUUUGAUGUUAUUUUUUUCUUUAGAAUUUGAGGAAAAUGCAUUAAUAUAAAGUAUUUUUUUACAAUUUGUAUUUAUUAAAAAUUAUAACAAUCGUUCGUCGUAAAAAUUCUCUGGGCUGUAGUCUUCAUAUCCUGGUUCUCUUAGUACCAUAUAAACCUUAUAAUAUCUCCUUAAAAAGAUUGCGUUUUUCGAAAACAUAUUCGUAUAUACAGGCAAAUUGAGAAAAUCCUCUUUUUUGAAAUUUUUUUAGUCUUAAAGACCAAGAAGGUGUUAUAAUAUAAGGUUCACCCGAAGUGCAUAACUCCAAGGGUUAUGGGUUAAAACAAUUUUAUAUUUGUGGAUCGCAACAGAAGUUUUUUCCACGUCAGCCCACCAUCACAUUAUAUUUUCUAUUUCAAACAUGGAGCUUAUCCAAAUAACCUGGAUUCUUACCUAACAAAGACUUUAUUACCCCAGUUUAAUUGACAUGUAAGAACACCUUAAGAAUCAUAUUACUCUCAAUAUACUAUGA
Molecule: messenger RNA, 1332 nt
Organism: Danaus plexippus (monarch butterfly)
Lineage: Eukaryota; Metazoa; Arthropoda; Insecta; Lepidoptera; Nymphalidae
Product: lopap-like
Exons: 4
Coding region: 131-757 (208 amino acids)
Molecular function (GO): pigment binding
Source: RefSeq, a predicted model, not a curated record